Messenger RNA from Aspergillus mulundensis, 1641 nucleotides. Its product is annotated as putative MFS alpha-glucoside transporter. Gene Ontology annotation, biological process: carbohydrate transport; transmembrane transport. The transcript is spliced from 3 exons. The coding region runs from base 1 to 1641 and encodes 546 amino acids. The record is from RefSeq and is a predicted model, not a curated record. Gene Ontology annotation, molecular function: carbohydrate:proton symporter activity. NCBI's taxonomy places the organism in Eukaryota, Fungi, Ascomycota, Eurotiomycetes, Eurotiales, Aspergillaceae. Gene Ontology annotation, cellular component: membrane.
AUGAGCAGUGCUGACAUCAAGGAUUUGCUCGUCGUGGACAACCGCUUGACGGCGUCAUCUCAACCCUCCACUCAGCAACAACCCGAGUCGGUUCUGCAAUCGGCCAGAAAGUCCCUCAAAAGCGUGGCAUGGUGCUUUGCGUUGGCGUCAGGAAUUAUCCUCUAUGGAUAUGACCUUGUCAUCGUCGGAAAUGCCCCCUCGAUGCCUGAAUUCCAAAAAGACUUCGGGCGCCGCCUAGACGGCAAACUCAUCAUCCCAGCCCUCUGGCUCUCCCUGUGGAACGUCGCGAACCCGAUCGGUGGCAUACUGGGCUCCCUUGCAGGAGGGUACAUCCAGGACCGCGCAGGGCGGCGGCGAUCACUCACCAUCGCGAGCAUCGUGUCAGCCAUCGGGGCCGCCGUGGCCUACGUCGCCAAUCUGCCAAGCGACAUCAACACCCGUCGAUCUGUGUUCCUCAUCGCAAUCAUCGUCCAGGGUUUCGCAGUCAACCAGGCAACGUGUACCGUCCAGACCUACAUCUCCGAAGUCCUUGGCCCUGUCCUCCGCGGUCCAGCCCUAGGCCUCUUCCCCAGCUUCAUGCUGCUGGGCCAGCUGGUAGGCAGUAUCAUCGUGUACUUCAUGUCCCGCAGGCCAGGACCAACCGGGUACAAGCUCUGCUUUGCAUCGCAGUGGCCGUUUUCCGCCCUCCCGCUCGCAGUCUCGUUCCUCAUGCCCGAGAGCCCAACGUACCUACUCCGGAAGAACCGCCCUGACGACGCCCGCAAACACCAGAAUCGACUCUCCUCGUCCGUCAACGACACAGCCGCAAUCCUACAACACGCCCGACUCUCCAUCGAGCUCGAAAACAAACCCAACAGAGGCAGAGCCUCGGCCCCAACAUACGCCGACUGCUUCAAGGCCCCGCACCGCCGCCGAACAACGAUCGUCCUAUUCGGCGGCCUCGUCUCCAUCCUCUUCGGCUUAUCCCUCCUUUCAAAAGGCAGCUAUUUCAUGCAGGUCGUCGGCAUGGACGCCCACACCAGCCUGGUCUUCCUGCAGGUCAGUGUUGGUCUCGGCCUGCUCGCUAACGCCGGGAGCACGCUCACGGUCGCGAGAUUCGGACGCCGCACUCUCACCCUCUCCGGCCUUAUCAUCUGCAUCAUCCUCUGGACGGGCGUGGGAAUCGCGGGCUGCUUCGAGGGCCCUGUUACAGUCUGGUACACCCAAACAAGCAUCCUCCUCCUCAUCUCCCUAACGGGACUCACCGUCUGGCCCGCCUCAUACGCCUUCGGCGCAGAAGCAUCCUCGCUGCACCUGCGCGCCAAGUCGCAGGGUCUCAGCUGGGUAGUGCACUGUCUCUCGAACGGGGCUCUGGGGAUUGUGCUGCCGUAUAUCUUCAACGAGGACGAGGGUGCACUCGGCGCGAAGACGGGGUUCGUCUACACGGGGUUUUGUGCUGGUGCGCUUGUGGUGGCGUGGAGGAUUGUGCCUGAGAUGAAGGAUUUGACGGCGUUGGAGAUUGAUUGUUUGUUUGAGGGGGGAGUUGAGGGGAGUGUUAGUGGUGGUGGUUGGAAGGAAGAGGCGGGCGGGGUUGGCGAUGGGCUGGAGAGGGGAGGAGAGGGAACCCUGAAGGGAUACGGUACGCGUGAAAGCGUAGAAUGA